This is a messenger RNA of Hordeum vulgare subsp. vulgare (domesticated barley), 2363 nucleotides long. Its product is annotated as peptidyl-prolyl cis-trans isomerase PASTICCINO1. Lineage: Eukaryota; Viridiplantae; Streptophyta; Magnoliopsida; Poales; Poaceae. The record is from RefSeq and is a predicted model, not a curated record. The coding region runs from base 276 to 2150 and encodes 624 amino acids. Gene Ontology annotation, molecular function: peptidyl-prolyl cis-trans isomerase activity; protein binding. The transcript is spliced from 20 exons.
UAAACUAUAUUUCACUACUCGGGCUUUAUAGGUGGUGGUCGACAUGGACUCGGCCGACCGGAUCGCGUGGUUUGUCUUUGUAUCCUCCGCCGGCAGUUGACGCCGGUGAGCGCGGAAGCGUCCAAGUCCAACCCAGUCUGAGCAGCGCUGCCGCCACCUCACCUGCUCAACUUCUCCCAGCUCCGCCAUUAAACGCACACAUACGUGAUUGGAGAGGAGAUCGAUCCCCUCCUCAUUCCCUAUCUGCAUCAGCCGCUGUUCCACAAGCUUCAGCCAUGUCCCACGACGAUCCCCCGCCGGCUCCCGCCAAGACGAAAUCGCCCGCCGAGGAGGCGGUCGAGAAGAGGAGGGGGAAGCUUACUCCUGGGAGUUUGAUGAAGGCGGUUAUCCGGUCAGGCAGGGGAGACGCGACUCCUGCAGAUGGAGAUCAGGUUAUACUUCAUUGCACUAUUCGAACCAUGGAAGGCAUUGUUGUGAAUUCUACAAGAAGGGAACAUGGAGGAAAAGGAAUCCCACUCAGAUUUGUGUCGGGGAAGAGCAAAAUGAUCCUUGGCUUUGCUGAAGGUUUUCCAACAAUGCUGGAGGGUGAAAUUGCUAUGUUUAAAAUGGAGCCGAAAAUACACUAUGCAGAGGAUGAUUGCCCAGUUACACCUCCAGAUGGCUUCCCAAAAGAUGAUGAACUUCAGUUUGAGGUUGAAAUGUUGAAUUUCUUUAAAGCCAAGGUCGUGACUGAGGAUUUAGGGGUUGUAAAGAAGAUAGUUGAUGAAGGCAACGGGUGGGAAACACCUAGAGAACCAUAUGAAGUGACAGCACGGAUAACUGCAAGAACAGCAGAUGGAAAAGAAAUUCUUCCCAGUAAAGACGUGCCCUAUUUCUUCACUAUGGGUAAAUCUGAGGCACCUAUAGGCCUUGAGAUGGGAAUUGGAACAAUGGCACGCAAGGAAAAAGCAACUAUUUAUGUUAGCAGUACCUAUUUGACAGAGUCCUCACUAAUGCCACAACUUGAAGGCCUUGAAGAAGUUCAUUUUGAGGUAGAACUUGUUCAGUUUACUCAGGUGAGGGAUAUGCUUGGUGAUGGACGCCUCAUAAAGCGCCGUGUAGUUGAUGGAAGUGGUGAAUUUCCUAUGGACUGCCCCCUUCAUGAUAGCUUGUUAAAAGUUCAUUACAAGGGGAUGCUCCUUGAUGAACCAAAGUCAGUAUUUUAUGAUACACAAAUUGAUAAUGUUGGCGAACCGUUGGAGUUCUGUUCUGGAGAAGGACUGGUUCCUGAAGGAUUUGAAAUGUGUGUUCGACUAAUGCUUCCUGGUGAAAAAUCUAUUGUCACCUGCCCUCCAGAUUUUGCGUAUGAUAAAUUCCCAAGGCCAGCGAAUGUUCCUGAAGGAGCUCAUGUUCUGUGGGAAAUUGAAUUACUUGGAUUUGAAGUUCCCAAGGAUUGGACUGGCUUGACCUUCAAAGAAAUCAUGGAAGAGGCAGAUAAAAUUAAGAACACGGGUAACAGACUAUUUAAAGAAGGAAAGCUUGAACUUGCAAAAGCAAAAUACGAGAAGUUGCUUAGGGAGUAUAACCACGUGCAUCCUCAAGACGAUGAAGAGGGGAAAAUCUUUGCCAAUUCAAGAAGUUCUCUACAUCUAAAUGUAGCUGCUUGCUACCGGAAGAUGGGUGAGUACAGGAAGUCUAUUGAAGCAUGCAAUAAGGUACUUGAUGCAAAUCCUGUGCAUGUCAAAGCUCUUUACCGCCGAGGAAUGUCAUACAUGCUAGGUGGGGACUUUGAUGAUGCAAAGAACGAUUUUGAGAAGAUGGUAACCAUCGACAAGUCCUCAGAGCCUGAUGCUACAGCGGCCCUUGUUAAACUUAAGCAGAAGGAACAGGAAAUUGAAAAGAAGGCAAGGAAGCAGUUCAAAGGACUAUUUGACAAGAAGCCAGGAGAGAUAUCUGAAGUUGGUGUGGAAUCCAAGAAUGGUGGCGACACGGCAGGGUCUGGUGAGGCAGUGACAAGUAGGGAUAGAGAUGGAAGCGGGAAGUCUAGUCCUCUGAGUUCGGAAUCAGAUCAUGUCUUUGAUGAAGAGAGGCCAGGACUUAUUGACCGCAUCUGGCCUUCUGCGAGGCGGAUUUUCUCCUCCCUUGGUCUGAACAGGUGCACAAUACUCUGAGCAGGCAUCAGUGACGAGAGAUGUAGUUGUAAACAAGGAUUUUUUCCCCACAAAUACAGCUCUCAAUUAUACAGAACUAAUCUUGAAUAAUUAUGAAAAUCGUACCAACAUAUAUGGACUGGUGUGAUAAUAAAAAAUCGUGAGGAAGCACCGGCUGUUGUAACAGUGAAAAUUGAUUUCCGUUUGUGCCUGCUAAAGCAUUGUUGAACCGAA